CUGACAGCUGACGUUUUCGAUUGUUUAUUUUUAUAAAAUUGUCAACAAAAAGUCUCACAUAUUAUAGUGGGGAAAUAUAGCAAUUAGAAAAUGACCGUAAAUAAUAUAGACAAACUGGCUGAAGAACUUGAAAGGCAAGAGCUUGAGGCCCCAACAGGUAUUGCUAGCCCCCAAGUUUAUUCUCAGCUGCUAGCCAUAUAUCUCUACCAAAAUGAUUUACCCAAUGCUAAAUUUCUAUGGAAAAGAGUGCCGGCAAGCAUUAAGGCAAGCACACCUGAACUGGCUCAAAUUUGGGCUGUUGGCCAGCACUUGUGGAAAAGUGAUUUCUCAUUGGUGUACAAGACACUUAACUCAGUAAAUUGGUCAGAAUCUGUUGCUGAAAUAAUGUCAAAUGUGCAAGUCGUUGUGCGUCAAAGGGCAGUAGAACUCAUUUCCAAAGCAUACUCCUCGAUAACCCUGGAGAAUGUGCAAGAAAUGACUGGACUUUUACCUGACGUGUGUGUUCAGGCAUGCAUUGAAAAGGGCUGGGGAGUGGAUGCAGAUACAAAAAUGGUUUAUCCAGUAAGGGAAGUUAAAGAAAUGGGGGCGCCUCCUAGUAGUGAAGAUCAAUUAUAUAAAUUAACAGAUUUUGUAUCAUUUCUGGAAAAUUAAGGCUAUAAAUUUAUUAAUAAUUUUUAAGGUUGUGUAAUAAAUAUUUAUGUAAAAAUUUA
Molecule: messenger RNA, 710 nt
Organism: Anthonomus grandis grandis
Lineage: Eukaryota; Metazoa; Arthropoda; Insecta; Coleoptera; Curculionidae
Gene: CSN8
Product: COP9 signalosome complex subunit 8
Exons: 4
Coding region: 91-651 (186 amino acids)
Biological process (GO): protein deneddylation; COP9 signalosome assembly
Cellular component (GO): COP9 signalosome
Source: RefSeq, a predicted model, not a curated record